CUCUGGAAGGACGAGGAUAUCUUCACCACCACCAAGAGGCUCCGGUUCGAUUUAGGAGCAGGCUGUAGUUUAUACUUCAGAUUCCCAAUCGGUGUCCGAGUGGCAAUGCUAGCCGCGGCGUAGGAAGGAUUCCUCUCGCCAAGGAGACUUCGGAUCAGAGCCGGAAAAAGAGGUUCGCCGGGCACCGCUGCCUUUGCUGAGACCCCCGGCUUCUUCGGAUUCCCGAUUUCUCCUCGGGAGGAAGCUGCGGGGUCGGGGAGGUCUCGCUUUGCCUAGUUGCGGGGCGAUCAGAGCAGCCAUAUCGCGCCUGCUGGGUGGAAAGUUGAGCUAAGUUGCGAGAGGAGGGGAUUGCACCGGUUUCUGCAAGCUUGUUGCCAACUACGAGGGGACAGGAACGCCUUUCGCAACCUUCGUGUCGUUCCAGGCAUCACCACCACCACCACCAUCAUCAUCUGUACACGGACUCACGUAGAAGUCGAGCUUUUGCCGCGGAAGGCGUUGGAGGUUGUUGCUUAGCCAACUUCUGAACGGAACCCGGAGAGCCCAACCUUGCUGCUUAUCAGAAAGCUGGUUUUAGCAAAAGAUUCACAGACGGGUAGUAAGGAAGGUUUAAGUGAUGGAGACCCUGAGUGUGCAGGUGAACAUGUCCAUGGAGGAAGAGACCACGGAGGACCCGGAGCUGAAGAUGCAGAAACAGAGUACUUCGCUGGUCAAACUCUGGUCAGACCUGGAGGCAAUGAAAGCCUCCUCUGGCAUGGUUCCUCUCCAACAGGUGAAAUGCAAACCUGAAGAGGGACUGCAAGAUUGCUGGGAAGCCCAGUGGCAGGAGUUUCUCAGGGGCCUGCAGGGUCCUCGCUCAGAGAGGGUCCAUGCUGAGACAGUAGAGGAGUCCAGACAUUGGGUCAACACGAAGGCCUUCCUAACUUCCUUUGAGCAAGUUGCAUCCGCCUGCAAAUGGCCCCAGGACCAAUGGGUGACUCUUCUUGUGCCAGGACUCAGACAAGAAGCUGAGGAGGCCUUCAACAGCCUUAGCGGCCAAGAAAGAGGAGACUAUGGGAAGUUGAAGGCAGCCAUCUUGCGAGUGGAGGCCCUGGCCAGGGAGAAACAGCGCCGGGAUUUCCGGCAGUUUUGCUACCAGGAGACCGAGGGGCCCAGGGCUGUUUACAGGCAUCUCCAGGAACUUUGCUGGCAGUGGUUGAAGGCUGAGAGGUGCUCGAAGGAGGAGAUCCUGGAGCUGCUGGUCCUGGAACAGUUCCUGACUGUCCUACCUCCGGAGAUGCAGAGCUGGGUCAGGGCUCACGGCCCUGAGACCUGCACUGGGGCUGUGCUCUUGGCUGAGGAGUUUCUGUCGAAGCGGAGCUCGGUGAAACAGGAGGAAGAGAGUCCAGGUCCUUUGGGGAUGGUGGCAAUUGGGGAGCCUUCCCAGGGAAGCCAAUUUCUACCACCAGGUUCAUGGGGAUGGCAGCUGUCCAGGGAGAUGAAGCUGGACGUUGAGAAAGAAAUGAGUUCAUUCGGCGACAGUCACAGACAGAUGAACCAAGACAACCAUCUUCAUCAGAGCAUUUCUGAGGCACCAGAAAAUGAGAUACUAAAAAGAGACAUCAUACCCUCCCAGCAUUGCAAGGAGGAAAUGAGGCCUAAGAACCAGGAGGAUCAAGAAACAGAAUGGAAUUCCCCCAAAAGAAGCUCGGACGAAGUUGCUUCUGUCGGUAAAAGUGAUUCCGAUCCAGAUGAAGCCAAGGCCGGCCAUAAAAUCCACCAGUGCCACUGUGGUAAACGUUUCCGGUGGAGCUCCAAUUUUCAGGUACACAAACGAAUUCACACCGGAGAGAAGCCAUAUACGUGUACGGAUUGUGACAUUCCUUUUGGUAAAUCGGCCCAACUAAAGGCCCACAAAGGAAUUCAUACCGGCGAAAUUCCCUUUCGGUGUCCCACGUGCCAGAAAACUUUUACCAGCAGUUCCAACCUUAUCACCCACAAGAGGAUUCAUACCGGAGAGAAGCUGUACCGAUGCACUUACUGCGAGAAGAGCUUCCGGCAAAGGGGGACUCUCACCAUCCAUGAAAAGAUCCACAUGGACGAGAAGCCUUUCAAAUGCUUGACGUGCGGGAAGACUUUCCGCCAGAAGGGGACCCUGAGCGUCCACGAAAAAAUCCACUUGGGGGAGAAGCCCUACCGAUGUCCCAGCUGUGGGAAGAAUUUCCGCACCGCGGCCGUCCUGAGGGUUCACGAAAGGAUCCACACCGGGGUGAAACCGUAUCAGUGCUCUGUGUGCCUGAAGAGCUUCACCGACGGAUCAAACCUCAUCACCCAUGAGCGAAUUCACACCGGCGUGAAACCGUAUCAGUGCGCACGCUGUGGGAAGACCUUUUGUCAGAAAUCCGGCCUGAUGACACAUGAACGCAUUCAUACAGGGGUGAAUCCAUACAGGCUCUCAACCGAUCAGAAUCAUUUAGAGGGAAGAUCGGAUCUUGACGCCCAUCAGGGAGCAAAACUGGGAGAGAGAUCAUAGACCAGAGGUCUUCAAACUUGGCAACUUAAGACUUGUGGACUUCAACGCUCCAUGGCAUAGGGCCGGGUUACUUACGGGACCGCCUACUGCUACCGAAUACCUCUCACCGACCCGUGCGCUCUCACAGAGAGGGACUCCUCAGGGUGCCGUCAGCUAGGCAGUGCCGUCUGGCGACACCCAGGGGAAGAGCCUUCUCUGUGGGGGCUCCCACCCUCUGGAACGAACUCCCCCCAGGACUUCGUCAACUUCCGGACCUCCGAACCUUCCGUCGCGAGCUUAAAACACAUUUAUUUAUCUGCGCAGGACUGGAUUAGGUUUUAAAUUUAUACUGGUUUUAAUGGGUUUUAUUAUUUAUAUUGCUUUUUAAUAAUUCGGCCAUGUAGAAUAAGUUUUUUAACUGUUAUUUUAGUCUGUAUUUAUAUGUACUUUUUUACUUGCCUGUGAACCGCCCUGAGUCCCUAGGGAGAUAGGGCGGUAUAUAAAUGUGAUUAAAUAAAUAAAUAAAUAAAUAAAUAAAUAAAUAAAUAAAUAAAUAAAUAAACUCCCAGAAUUCUCCAGCCAGCAUAGCAUAGCAUAGCACGCCAUGCCAUGCCAUGCGAAUUCUGGGAGUUGAAGUCCACAAGUCUUAAAGCUGUCAAGUGUGAAGACCUCUGUCAUAGAAAGACAAAUAGUCCUCGGUUUACCAUAGUACGUUUAGGGACCGUUCGAAGUUACAAUGGCACUGAAAAAGAGUUACUUAGGGCUGUUUUUCACACGGUUGGCCACAUCUCCCGGGGCACGUGAUCAAAAUUGGAACUUUCGUACUUGAUGUGUAUGUCAGGACUGGAAUUGAGGAUACUUUCACCCAGUGGUGGUAUUCAGCCGGUUCUAUCCGGUUCGGGCGAACUGGUAGCGGCGGCUGCGUGAGGCUCUGCCCACCCGCCCACAUAUCAUCAUGUCCCGUUUUUGAUGCUUUGCACAUCCGCGCAAGGCUCAGUGCAAGCAAGGAGGUGGUAUGCGCGAGCGUUCCCAUUUGCAAACCGGUAGCGAAAAUAAGUGAAUACCACCCCUGCUUUCACUAAUUGCUUAUUUUCUUACUAGACCUUACAUUUCUCACAUCAAAUAUAGAUCAGAUAGUUAACUUUCAAUUAAAAAAAUAAUAAGUACAAAUAAGCUUUUAACUUAGAACCAUUUAUUUAGCCCAAUGGUCACCAACUGGUGGUCCGUGGACCACUGGUGGUCUGCAGAAAAUUUUGGUGCUCCACAGAAAAAUUAUUUGCAUUUUUUAUAUUGCACUAAAUCAGGGGUCCUCAAACUAUGGUCCCUGGGCCGGAUACAUGCAAUGAAUGCUUGUGUUGCUGCAGAGAGUCUCCCCCUUCAGGGUCUUUUUGUGUGGGUCGGAGGGGGGCAGAAAUUCUGACUCGGGGUCUGCUUCAGCCUCCUGGUGUGGGGCUUUGGGCGAAGGCUGGAGGGAAGCAAAGCUGGUGGCGAAGAGCCGGAGUGCCUUGUUCCAGUGGGACUGCAUCAUGGGCUGGAACUGGCUGACUAUCUCAGCCCACUGAGCCUCCAGGCGUCGGUAACUGGUUUUGCAUUCCCCACAGGUCUUUCCUCUGCUUGGAAAGCCUAUGCUCGUAGUCCUCAGUGAGGUGCUUCUGCUGAGCCUCCUUCUCGGUCAGAUCCAAUUUGAACUGAGCCAGCUGUUUUGCCAAUUCUUUCUCAUGGUGGCUGCUUAGCUCCAACAACUGCUUCCUGUUGGGGCCCUAAGGAGCCUAGGAAGGCAGGCAAGGAGUGGCUGGGAGGGGAGGGGUGAGUAGAGGCCGGAGAGAUAUCCCUCAAUGUGAAUGAUAUCAAGUUGGCCACUCCCACCCAGUCACAUGACCUAGCCACACCCACCAGCCAGUCAUUAGGCAGAUCAUAUUAAUGGCCCGUGGGAUUUAAAAUUAUGAAUUUAAUGGUUCCUGAGGUCCGAAAGGUUGGUGAUCCCUGGUUUAGCCUGUUGAAAGUUAGAACAGCCCAUUAAAUAUUGGAUCUGUUUGAUUAUUAGAUGGAUAGAUUCUCCCAUCUGAAAUACCUGUUUAUUUAAUACGAUAUUUUUUGUUGAAGAAGGAUGGGAAAGUUCAUAACUAUUUGUAGACUCGUUAUGUAAGGGAAGGAGAACCUAUCAGGUUUUUUUUUUCUAAUUUACAGGUAGUCCUCGAUUUACGGCCACAAUUGAGCUCAACAUUUCUGUUGUUAAGCGAGACAUUGGUUAAGUGAGUUUUGCCCUUUUUUUACGACUUUCUUGCCACAGCUGUUAAGUGAAUCACUGCACAGUUGAUAAACUAGUAACCCGGUUGUUAAGUAAAUCUGGCUUCCCCAUUGACUCGGCUUGCCGGAAGGUCGCAAAAGGGGAUUACAUGAUCCUGGGACACGGCAACUGUCAUAAAUCAGUUGCCAAGCAUUUGAAUUUUGAUCAUGUGACCAUGGGGAUUAUUUUAUUUUAUUAUUAUUAUUUAAUCAUAUUUAUAUACCGCCCUAUCUCCCGAAGGACUCAGGGCGGUUCACAGGCACUUAAAAAACACAUAAAUACAAUAUAAAAACAGUUAAAAAACUUAAUCUAAAAGCCCGUUAAUUAAAAAUAUAAAAAUAAAACCCAAUUAAAACCAUAAAUUUAAAAUCUAGCUCAGUCCUGCACAAUUAAAUAAGUAUGUUUUAAACCCGCGGCGGAAGGUCCGAAGGUCCGGAAGCUGACGAAGUCCGGGGGGUAGCUCAUUCCAGAGGGUGGGAGCCCCCACAGAGAAGGCCCUUCCCCUGGGCGUCGCCAGACGACAUUGCCUCGCUGACGGCACCCUGAGGAGACCCUCUCUAUGAGAGCGCACGGGUCGGUGAGAGGUAUUCGGUAGCAGUAGGCGGUCCCGUAAAUAACCCGGCCCAAUGCCAUGGAGCGCACAUGCUGCAGUGGUCCUUCCUAAGUGUGAAAAAUGAUCCUAAGUCACAUUUUUUCAGUGUCGUCGUAACUUUGACCGGUUACCACAUUGUAAGUCUAGGACUAUCUUUUUUAUCAACAGCCAGCCAGAAUGGAUUCUUGUGUGUUUUUAAGAUUAGAUAUAUUAAAACAUUUGGGUUUAUUUCCCUCUUUCUUCUGUACACAAAUCAUUUUUUUCUCUUUUGUUUUUCAUUGUUAAUGUUGGAUGUUUGUUUUUCUGUUUUGUAUUUUACCUUUGUGGAUAAACGAAAAUAAAUACAAGAGAGAAUGUUACACCUGCACUAAAAAAAGUGAUCUAAGACUGGCCUUUGCACUUAAAAACUGUCAGAGUCAGAAUCAGAAUAGAGCCGGACAGGACCUUGGAGGCAGGGGUGAAAUCUAAAAAUUGUCCCUACCGGUUGUGUGGGCGUGGCUUAAUUGGUGGGCGUGGCUUGUUGGUCAGAUGACUGGGUGGGCGUGGCCAAUAACAAUAAAUAAUAAAAAUAAUAAACAAAGUAUAAAAAAACAAUAAGAGGUACCAAAAACCAACUUUCACACUUUAUACACACACAACACAACACAACACAACACAACUGACUCACACACAAUGUAAAAGCAGCUGCACUUCACACUUCACACAGCCACAAAAUGCUCAAAAACCAACUUUCACACUUUACACACACACAAAACAACACAACACAACACAACUGACUCACACACAAUGUAAAAGCAGCUGCACUUCACACUUCACACAGCCACAAAAAGCUCAAAAACCAACUUUCACACUUUACACACACACACAACUGACACACACACACGCACACGCACAAAAUACCACAUACAGCUUUCUGAGAUUUUGUGUGUUUGUGUAGUUAGAGUGAAACACUACAGAAACACAUCAAAUCUCAGAAAGCUGCACAAAUAUUUUAUUUUAUUUUAUUUUAUUUUAUUUUAUUUUAUUUUAUUUUAUUUUAUUUUAUUUUAUUGUGGACUUCAAUUCCCAGAGUUCCUCAGCCAGACAGCAUUAAUCACUCAGUGGUGAAAUAGAUUAGCUAAAUUUAGAUUAGUUCUGUCUUGUGCUAAAAGCGAAACUGGGGCUUUCCGGCUGUGAGCAGAACCAUUAGGUCGAUCAGUAAUCAGGUAAGUGGCUUAGACUCUUUUAAAAGGAGUUUUUUAAGGUUCUGCUGAUGAGGAACUCAGGUGAGAUCCCCAGAGUAGGCUUUAAAUAUAUAUUUUUUAAAAAGUCUCUGCCAAUCUCAGCUGAGGG
Ahaetulla prasina is the source of this 6702-nucleotide messenger RNA. Its product is annotated as zinc finger protein 3-like. Gene Ontology annotation, molecular function: DNA-binding transcription factor activity, RNA polymerase II-specific; RNA polymerase II cis-regulatory region sequence-specific DNA binding. The coding region runs from base 617 to 2512 and encodes 631 amino acids. The record is from RefSeq and is a predicted model, not a curated record. Lineage: Eukaryota; Metazoa; Chordata; Lepidosauria; Squamata; Colubridae. The transcript has 4 exons. Gene Ontology annotation, biological process: regulation of transcription by RNA polymerase II.